This is a messenger RNA of Trichoderma asperellum CBS 433.97, 1719 nucleotides long. RefSeq lists its product as uncharacterized. Gene Ontology annotation, molecular function: carotenoid dioxygenase activity. Lineage: Eukaryota; Fungi; Ascomycota; Sordariomycetes; Hypocreales; Hypocreaceae. The record is from RefSeq and is a predicted model, not a curated record. Gene Ontology annotation, biological process: carotene catabolic process.
AUGGCUCUAAACAGAGAAGGAAUCUUCUCCCGCACAGUAGAGGACCAAGAGAACGAUAUAAAAGCAAGGCAAAGCAAUUUCGAAGACCAAGCAUGGAAGCAGUGGCCGGCAAAGGCCCAGUUUGAAGGACUGGAAGAGCAUCGGGGCCCAAUUCAACUGACAGUCAAAGGCUCCAUCCCAGCCUGGGCUGCUGGCUCUUUAUUCAGAACUGGACCUGGCCUGGACAGGGUAGAGGGUACGUCCAGAGGUACUCAUAUGAUCUCGCAUUGGUUUGAUGGCAUCGCCCAUAGCCAUCGAUUCGACAUCAUUCCACCUGAAUCAAGCGGAGGCAGCACCUCGGUUGUGUACUCUUCUCGUCGUCAUUCAGAUGCUCUCGUGGCCGAGAUUAAAGAGAAGGGCUGGCAAACGAGCAUCUCAUUUGCUCAACGAGCUGAUCCUUGCGUGGGCAUAUUUGGAAAGAUGAUGACUGUCUUUACCAGCGGCAAGUCCAACAACAACGUUGCUGUCGUCCCAGAUAUGCCUGGUGGUGACGUCGUAAAAGGAGGAGAGUCGUCGAAAGAGAAGGCUUUAUAUGUCCUUACCGAUAGUGCGGCUCUCAGCAAACUCGAUCCCAAGACUCUUGAGCCCAUUGGCGAAGCCAGACAGCAGUCGCUCCAUCCGAGUCUAAAGGGUCCAAUUUCCUGCGCGCAUUCACAGCGCGACCCUGAGACUGGAGAUUUGUUCAAUUACAACUUGGAUCUGGGUGGCCGGUUUCCGACGUAUCGCGUCUUUCGUGUCAAUGCCAAAGACGGGAGCGUCGACAUUCUCGCCACCAUCUCAGGCAACGACUAUCCAGCAGCAUACAUGCACAGCUUCUUCAUCACGGAAAACUAUGUGGUGCUUUGUGUCCAGUCGACGCAUUACGCAUGGUCUGGCAUGAAGAUUCUGUGGGAGAGAAAUAUUCUCGACGCCAUGAAACCUUUUGACAAGAGUGUUCCGUGUAAGUGGGCGGUGAUUGAUCGAAGACAGGGGAAAGGUGUGGUGGCUGAAUUUUCUACUCCGGCCGGUUUCUUCUUCCAUUCGGUGAAUGCCUUUGAGGAGCAGGUAAAGGACGAAAGUGGGAAUAGCCAUACGGAGGUUUGCAUGGAUGCCAUCUCGUACAACAACGCGGACAUCAUGCAAGUGUUCUACUAUGAUGUUCUCUUGGACCGAAACGAUGCUACGAAGAAGAACAUGCUUGACAAGCAGUUUUACAAAACGAUGCAGCAGCGCUUGUCACGAUAUCGUUUCAGGAUCCCAUCAAAACAACAGUCGAAAGAGGAAAAGGCCUCUGCCGUGGCCAAAGAAGUGUUGACAAUCCCAGGCCCUCACAUCGGCGAGCUGCCAACCAUCCACCCUGCCCUCAACGGUAAGCCAUAUCGAUACGUCUACACCACAAACAACAGAGGCCUCUACAUCUUCGCCGACUCCCUCGCCAAGACCGACGUCACUACACAGGGCGUCCUGAUCUGGAGUGGACCCAGGGGGCAUUCGCCAGGAGAGCCCAUUUUCGUUGCUCGCCCGGGAGGCACGGACGAGGAUGACGGGGUGUUGCUGUCGGUGGUGGUGGAUGGAACGCUGGAGAAGUCGUAUUUGCUGUGUUUGGAUGCGAGGACGAUGGAGGAAUUGGGUAGGGCAGAGGCGGAUUUUGCGAUUCCUAUGGGGUUGCAUGGGGCGCAUCAAGCAAAGGUACGCCUUUGA